GUCGCUUCUGGCAGCGGUCGAUAGAUGUGGCGUGUUGUCUUGGGCAAAGGCCAAUUCACCGACCGCCGAUUUGCUUACGCACGCAUCUUCGCGUGCCUCGAGAGGAUGUUACGGUAAUUCGUCGCGCGCGAUUAUCAUUCGUGGUGACGCGGUGUCGUCGUCGCAGUCUGUCCUCGACGAACGUGGUAGCCAGCGUUCCCGCCACGUGAAACUUUCGUUCUGUAUCCUGUUAGCGAGAUACACGUGAAAUAUGCCGCCGCAAACGCAACAAACGGACGCAAUGCCGAAGGAGACGCUCGAGACCCCGACGAGCGGGAUUAACGCCGUUCUAUUGGGACCACCCGGUAGCGGCAAGGGUACUCAGGCCCCUCUGUUUAAAGACAGAUACUGCGUAUGUCAUCUGUCCACGGGUGACAUGCUAAGGGCUGAGGUCAACUCUGGUUCUACCCUCGGAGCUCAGAUUAAGAAGGUAAUGGAUGAAGGCAAACUGGUCAGCGAUGAUCUGGUGGUCAGCAUGAUUGAGAGCAAUCUUGAGAAACCUGAGUGCAAACGUGGCUUUUUGCUGGAUGGUUUUCCCAGGAGUGUACCUCAAGCAGAAAAGCUCGACGAGAUGCUUAACAAGAGGAAAACAAAGCUCGAUGCUGUGGUCGAGUUUGGUAUCGAUGACAAGCUAUUAAUCAGGAGAAUCACAGGCAGGUUGAUACACCCAGCCAGUGGUAGAUCUUAUCACGAGGAUUUCGCUCCGCCUAAAGUUCCCAUGAAAGAUGAUAUCACUGGGGAACCUUUAGUUAGAAGAUCGGAUGACAACGAAGAAGCUCUGAAAAAACGAUUGGCCACAUAUCACUCGCAGACUGCCCCUCUCGUCGACUACUACGCUCUACAAGGGAUUCAUUACUAUAUUAAUGCCGCGCAGUCCGCUGAUAAAGUCUUUAAGGAUAUCGAUCAGAUCUUCCUAAAAUCUACCAAGAAGAAGGGCUUUUUCAGCAGAUUUUUUUUCUAGAACACUGCCAUGUAGAAAUACUUUCGAAAAUGUUAUUUUCUUCUUAGAUUUCCAUUCUUGGACUUUGAUUCUUUAAAAAAAAAAACGCAUACAUUUACAGAGAUAAUUGUAAACAUGUUAAAAUAGCGUUUCAAUUGUCUAACAAGAAUAAUUUGCGUCUUAUGUAAUCUCGCUAACAUGAACGUCAACACGUCAUCACGUUUACAAGGAUCGCUGUAAAGGAUACGUCUCGUGGCAAUACGUAAAACAGAGAUGCGACAGUAUUUCAUAACAGACACUAUAUAUUCUAGAAAGGUAUAAGGUGCUACAACCGCGAAACGAAUGCACGCGAUACUAAAAAUGUAAGAUAUGCCUAUUACAUUAGCUUGUUAGCAGAAAAAAAUAGACCGUUGUAUAUAGUCGUUAAAGAGUACUCCAAUUCGUUGUUACCAUAUUUUUGCGUGAUAUCUGGUUUAUGGAGCAAUCUUUUAUAUAUUUCGACAAUUUUUUUAUUUUCUCUUGGGAAUUUAUCGGAUUAAAAUAUGCAAAAUAAUGGCAAGAAACAGGCAUGGCGACUACACACUAUUUACAAAUGCGCACAUUCUUUGAUAUUAUGUUGCUUUUAAUAUCAAACACGAUUGACCUAUGUUCCAAUUUUCAGCUUUGAAGAAAAUCAAGUACAAAAUUUAUAAGCACUUAAAUUUAUAAUAUCUUUUUUGCUAUGCAAUUAAUAAAAAAUGUAGGUUAUAAUUUUAAAAUAUAUUACAAUUUUUUGAGUUAAUUAUAUUUUCGGGAUAAGGGUGAUCAUAACAUCUAACUGCCACAAUUAAUGGUAAACGUGGGAUUUGUACGUGGAUUUAUGAUCACAUUAUACACUUUUCCUAUCACAUUGUUGAAAAAAGUAUCGAAAAUACAAAAAUAACUGUAUAGGUAUAAAACAUCUAUACAUAUAUAGAUAAACAUGAAAUAAUUUCUUGGAAACAAUUUUACAAGGAUAUAAACGCAACGUGAAUUAGAGACCUAUUUUAUAUUAAAAAAUAUGUAUAUUUUUUCUGGUAUAAUGUGAUUAUCCUAUGUAUGUACAAAAUUCUAAAUCCCAAUAUUUUCCAAAAGACGAAUGUAAAUCUGUGCAAGAAUAAAUCACAUGUAAAAUCAUUA
This is a messenger RNA of Monomorium pharaonis (pharaoh ant), 2137 nucleotides long. RefSeq names its product adenylate kinase (gene Ak2). The record is from RefSeq and is a predicted model, not a curated record. The transcript is spliced from 4 exons. NCBI's taxonomy places the organism in Eukaryota, Metazoa, Arthropoda, Insecta, Hymenoptera, Formicidae. Gene Ontology annotation, molecular function: AMP kinase activity; ATP binding. Gene Ontology annotation, cellular component: mitochondrion; cytoplasm. Gene Ontology annotation, biological process: ADP biosynthetic process. The coding region runs from base 251 to 1000 and encodes 249 amino acids.